Messenger RNA from Rotaria sp. Silwood1, 1326 nucleotides. The record is from the annotation of a GenBank genome assembly. NCBI's taxonomy places the organism in Eukaryota, Metazoa, Rotifera, Eurotatoria, Philodinida, Philodinidae.
AUGACAUCAACCGGAUUAGUUUAUAUGAUGACACCUGCAUUAGCAUGUUUUUAUGGUGGUUUAGUUGAAAACAAAAAUUUUCUCAAUCAAUUGUUUCUAUCAGUUGUUUGUAUGGCAAUUGUACCUGUUCAAUGGUGUUUAUUCGGUUAUUCAUUUGCUUUUGGACCAGGAAAUUCAGUAUUCGGCUCAUUUGAAUAUGCUUUACAACGUAAAGCUGCUCUUAUUAGUGUGUAUGGUGAAUAUGUCGAUAACAUCGAUACAACUACGGUUUCAACAUUCGUACUCAUUGCUUUUGAAUGCUCAUUUGCAACUCUGACUCCAGCAUUAAUUAGUGGUGCUGUUGUUGGAAGAAUGAAACUUAUUCCAUAUAUAAUAUUUAUUUUUCUUUGGACAACUUUAUGUUAUGAUCCUCUGGCAAGAUGGAUGCUUUUUCAUGAAGGUUGGCUGUAUAAAAUGGGUAUCAUCGAUUUUGCUGGCGGUCUUGUUGUUCAUGUAUCAAGUGGAAUAUCAGGAUUAGUUGCUGCUGUUAUUCUGGGUUCACGAGCUCAUUUUGAUCCGGAUGUCGCAAUUACAGGUUCCAGUAAUCUUCCGUUUACUAUUUUGGGCACAGGCCUGCUCUGGGUCGGCUGGAUAGGGUUCAAUGGAGGUUCAGCACUUUCUGCUAAUGGUCUUGCUUCAUUAGCUGUUGUUAAUACAAAUGUAAGUGCUGCAUCAAGUAUGAUUAUUUGGAUGGUUCUUGAUAUUAUAGUUGGUAACGCAAGAGGAAAUACAUCUAAUGUUAUUACAAUUCGAGGUCUUUGUUCGGCUACUAUUGUUGGAUUUGUUGUAAUAACACCAGCUGCUGGUUAUGUACAGCCAGGUUAUGCAAUUUUAAUGGGUUUUAUUGGUGGUUUUAUUGUUUAUUUAUUUCUUGAUGGUAAAAAACGGUUUUUUCAUGUUGAUGAUACCCUCGAUGUAUUUAGUUGUCAUGGUUUGGGUGGUUUAAUAGGAACAAUUUUAUCUGGAUUAUUUUGUCAAACAGAUGUGAAUAGUGAUGUAAAUAAUGGUGCAUUUUAUGGUAAUCCUAUACAACUUUGGUAUCAAUUAAUUGGAAUGUUUAUAACUUGUACUUAUUCAGCUGCAUGUACAGCAGUUAUUCUAUUAUUAAUGCAUUUUACAAUUGGUAUUCGUAUAGAUCGAGUAGCUCAAGUUCGUGGUUUAGAUAAUAUAGCACAUGGAGUUAUUGAACAAGGUCAACCACAAACAUUACAAGAAAUAAAAAUGGCUAAUAUGAGAAAAAGAAUGGAAGAAUCCAAUAAAGUUGCAACAAUUACAAUUGAAACAUAA